Molecule: messenger RNA, 445 nt
Organism: Arabidopsis arenosa
Lineage: Eukaryota; Viridiplantae; Streptophyta; Magnoliopsida; Brassicales; Brassicaceae
Source: the annotation of a GenBank genome assembly
UUUAUUACUAUCAAGGUGUGGAACAGAGCUAAAGAUGAGCAACGAUGAUAAUCACGGAUCGUCUUCUUGUCCAAGCAAAUUUACGAGUUUGUAUAUAGCAAAUCUUGAUGCCCAAGUCUCUGAAGAAAUGUUGAUUCUGAUGUUUUCGGAUUUCGGAAAGAUUAGAAGAUCGGUUCUAGCAAAGGAUUUUAGAGGAGAGUCACGAGGAUUUGCUUUCAUUGUGUUUGAAAACGCGGAUAGUGCUAGACAAGCCAUGCUUCAUAUGAACGGAAGGUUAAUAGGUCAGAAGAUUCUAUACGUUGAGAGGACACCCAAGGUCGAAGAAGGUCGAGACAUAUGAUAGCCUACGUUGGAUUACUGCUCUCGGCGUUUAGGUUUUGUGCUAGAAACUUAUGAUUUGAGAAUUGUCCUUAAUUUUGAUUGCCGAUAAAACAUUUUUCGCUAA